CGCCUGCUGGACGCCGAGAGCGACGAGGCCGCCGAGGCCGGCGCGGCGCUCGGGGGCUUCGCCAACGCCGUCCUCCUGCUCGGCCCCUGCCCGCGCUCGCGGCGGGAGCUGCUCCAGUUCGUGUCCGGCGGCUGCGAGGCCCAGGCCCAGGCCCAGGCCCCGCCGCCCACCCCGAAGCAGCUGAUGGACAAGCUGCUGCCCAGGAGGCUCCAGGAGGUCAUGGUCACCCGGAAGGUCACGUUGUACUGGGUGGACACCGCCGAGAGGUCAAAGCUGUGGGAGUCCCCGGACCACCUUGGGUACUGGACGCUGUGUGAACUGCUCCAGCACGUGGGGGGCACCGUCUUGCCGUUGGAGACUUUGAGCCCAGAUGGUACGAAAGCUGGGGAGACCCAGCUCCCCCGUGAGCCUCCCCUCUCCUCGUGGGUGUCAGCACUGCCCACAGACUCCAUCUUAAACUGUCUGCUCUGCAAUUCUCCCGAGUACGAAGCCUCGUUUCCACGGACGGAAGGAACGUUAUUUCUCCCUGUUGAAGGCGAAGAGACUCAAGAAGCAUGGACAGUCGUCCUAGAGCCCUUAGCCAUGCAUCAGAGACAUUUUCAGAAGCCAGUCAGAAUUUUCCUGGACGGCACGGCCUCCCAAUGGUCCCUCCCAGCGAGCAGCCUGCUGGGCACCGACAGCUGGAUGCUCUGGAGUCCGGAGGAGAAGCAGCCGGCCCACAGGUCAUUGUUCCAGCAGCUGGUCCACAGGCUGACUGCCGAAGAGUUACACCUGGUCGCCAGCGUGGACCCCGGUGACGGCUGGCCCCCCGUCACAGGAGUAAUUUCCCCGCUCUCUACCACCACUACCGUUCUCACCGUGCUCCGCACCGAGGCGGCUGCAUUUCAGAGGCAUUUUCUCCAAACAGCUGUGGCCGAGAACCCCCUGGACACCACAUCCCUGUGUUCCGAUGUCAUGGGGGUCGUGUUGGGUCCGACCUUGGGUUUACGGGAAGACCCGUCUACCUCCGCUCCUCCCUGUCCAGAGUGGGUCCAGCAGGAGCUUGGCCGCACCGCGCCCUGGCGAACCGCUGUUGCCGAGAGCUGGUUUCCCUGCUCCAGCCUCAGUGGCGCCAGUUCCAACCUGAUGGAGUCAUUUUGGCUACUGCAGGCUGCCCCGCCCAAUAAGGAAGAAUCUUCCAAGACUGAGAGUGAGGUCACACGCCGCCUGUCCGAGCUCUACCUGAGAAAGUCUCGUGAAGAGCCCGCCGCGUCUAACCAGGAGGACGGCAAAAAGAAACGAGGCGUCCCUCGCACGCCUGUGCGUCAGAAAAUGAAGACCAUGUGCCGCUCCCUAAAGAUGCUGAACGUCGCAAGGCUGAACGUCAAGGCCCAGAAGCUGCAUCCCGACGGCAGCCCGGAGGCCGCGGGGGACAGGGCGGCCCCGCAGGCGGCGGGCGGGAGAGCGGCGGGCAGACUGGAGCCCCGAGGACGGACACGGAGGAGCUCCAGACCCAAAGAUUUUAAAACCGAAGAGGAGCUGCAAUCGUACAUACGUGAAAAUUACCAAAAGACCAUGGCCACGGGAGAAACCAUGUUGUACUCAUGUGCUCAGAACAUGAUCUCAACCAUUAAAGCGUUUCUCAAGUCCAAAGGCGCCAAGGACUUAGAGAUGAGCUGCUUGCAUCAAGUCAAAAAUAACCUCUUAAAAACUAGCAAAAGUCUUAGACAAGACAUAGGCAAAAACCUGGAUAAAGAGGACAAAGUCAGAGAGUGCCAGCUGCAGGUGUUUCUCCGUUUGGAGAUGUGUGUGCAGUGCCCGCUGAUAACGGACAGAACAGAGGACGUGGAGCAGCUGGUGGAGGAGGUGGCGGAUCUCCUGCGCAUGGUGUGUCUGACCGAGGACUCGGCAUACCUGGCGACGUUUCUGGAAGAAAUCCUGAAAUUGUACAUCGACUCCAUCCCGAAGACACUGGGGCAGCUGUACGACAGCCUGGGCUUCGUGAUUCCUCCAAAGCUGGCGGAGGUCCUGCCGACAGACUUCUUCAGCGAUGACUCCGUGACGCAGGAGAGCAGGUCGCCGCUGUCCUCCGUGCCUCCGGUGGCAAGUGGCGGCAGGCCAGCGCCGGGCGGCACGGACUCUGACCGGCUGGAGGAGCUGCGGACUCGAUCGGCCAAGAAGAGGAGGAAAAAGGCGUUAAUAAGACACAAAAGCAUUGCGGAGGGCUCACAGAACGUUCGACAGAUUGAAAUCCCCAAGGUGUCCCAGAGCAGAGCGUCCCAGAGACCCGCGAGAAGCGAGAACUCUCGCCCCACUCUCCCACAGCCCUCACUCCCAGUGAAAGAUCCAGUACAAGAAGUGACCAAAGUCCGAAGGAAUCUCUUCACCCAGGAAAUUUCUCCUUCCAAGAGACCGGCGAAGCGGGGGCUGCCGAGAAGCCACUCGGUGUCGGCCGUGGAGGGCCUGAGGCACAAGCUGGACAGCGCCGGCGGGACCAGAGGGCACCACAGGCUGCUGACCAGGACCGUGGCCGAGACCCCAGAGCACAAGCAGGUGUCCGGGCGGCUGCUGCACAGGCAGAUCCAGGGCAGGUCCUCUGACCCUGGUCCUGAGGUGGAUGUUGUGGAGGAGUCCCCGGAGAAAGAAGUGAGCCUGAGAAGAAGCCCACGCAUCAAGCAGCUGUCCCUCGGCCAGACGAAGUCCGGUCCCUUCUACUCUGUGUCGCAGCCGCCGCCGCGCAGCGUGCAGAGAGCUCACUCCUCUCGGCAGAGCCGGUCAGACCCAGGAUCGCCGAGCAUCCCGAGCAUCCGCUCUCCGAAGACGCUGCUUUUCGGGGCCGUGUCCGAGGUGGUCAGGCCCUCAGAGGAGGGUGCGGCUCGACGGAAAGGGGCUUCAGGAGACACAGUGGCCUCUGAGAUGCCGACAGCUCACCAGACUCCGAAGAAGAGCUCCCGGGAACGCCCCAGCUCCCCGAAAGCAGCGACGCCCCCGCAGCCGCCCCGGGCCCCCCGCACCCCCGCCCGGCAGCCACGGCCCUCUGCGCCCCACGGCCGCCGCUCGCCUCCUCCGCCCGCAGCCUCGCCCCUCGGCCGCCCCCUGCCCGAAGGCGGCCAUUCCCCGGGGUCUCCGCAGAGCCCCCGGCUGCCCGCGGCGGCCUCCAGUCCAGAAAGCACGCCGCGUCCUGCAGCCUGGGGGGCGCCCAGAGCGGCUGCCCGCGUGGCCGCAGCUCCGCCACAGCCACUCCAGCACCCCCACCGCCCCGGAGCCCCGACAGGACCCGGGGACACAGCCGUGCCAGCUUCCCCGCCUGCGUCUCCGCUCGGCUCCCCUGUGGGCGGCAGUCCCGAGAGCCCCCCCUGGACAGCCUGGGCCGAGUCCCCUCCCCCUGGACAGCUGGACGGGAGAGCGCCCCAGAGAGCCCCCGGCCCUGCCCCCGCGCUGCCCCCCAGCACCUCGCGGCGCGCAGAGCCGGACUCCAGCCCCAGCCCCCGCCCUCCUGAAGGGGGGACGAGGCUGGGAAGCACCUCCAGUCCCGAGAGGGGCUCCCUGGAGGGCGCCCCGGGGCCGGGCUGCAGGAGCGGCUGGCACACGCCCUCCCCGCUGCUCCCCGCAAGGGACACGGAGCCCCGCCCAGUCCCGGACGAAGCCGCUGCCGGGAACAGCCAUGUUGCUCCCGUGGCUGCUGGGGAGCAGGCGUCUGGCCCCGGGACUCCUGCCUCCGCGCCCGGCUCUCCGCAGACACCGCCCCGCACCCUGCUCUGUGCGGCCCCCGGAGGGCAGUGCCUGCCCGCGUCCGCCCAGCUGUCAGAGGCUCCUGCCCAGCCCCAGGCCUACGAGGCGGAGCUGGACGUGCAGGCCGGCGGGCUGCCCAAGCUUCCAAUCAAGAAGGUGGACACCAGCCCGGGGUGCGAAGCCGAGCCGCUGAGGAGGGACCCGAGUGUGCCCCCUGGCCUGGGCGGGCCCAGGGGCAGCAAGUCCUCAAAACCCGACACCUACACACCGCCCCCCUGCUUGCGCCCCUCGCACGGCAGCCCCAGCAAGAACGGCGGACAGACCUACAUCUGCCAGUCCUGCACCCCCACCCGCUGCCCCUCGAGCACCCCCAGUCCGCUCCAGGCCGAGGCCGGGGCUCCCUGGACGCCGUCUCCCAAGCACAGCGGGAAGACCACCCCGGACACCAUCAAGGACUGGCCGCGGAGGAAGCGGGCGGUGGACGGCAGCCUGGGCGGCCCUGUGGGCAGGGCCGACGCGGGCACAGACCUUGGUGGGGGCGGGGCGCUCCUGCGGCCGGAGGGCGCGGAGCUGGACCUGGAGCUCGGCCUCCACAAGACGCGUGUCCUGGGGGACUUUGAGCUCGAGGGGGUGUGUCAGCUGCCAGACCAAUCCCCUCCGGGAGCCGGAGACGGGGUGCCCGGGUCCGAGGAGGCCCCGUCCUGGAGGCCGUCCGGGUGGGGCUCCCGGAAGAGGCUGCUGUCCCCCGAGGACACGGAGUGUGAAGCCAAGAGGGCCUGUGAGCCGCGGGGAGAGGCCCCGGAGGCCCGGGGCGAGGCCAGGUCUCCAGGCAACGAGGAGCCGUGGGUUCUGGGCUCCACGCCCCCUCCUGGCCGCGCCGUGCGCAGCGGCCUCUCCGCCCGCGGCCUCCAGGCCCUGACCCAGUCCCCGCUGCUGCUCCCCGGGAGGACGCCCGCCGCACAGGGCACCGCCGCCCCAGAUGAGGACUCAGAUGUGCUUCCCGCCGAGGACUCUCCGUUCAGCCGAGCCCUUUCCAGGACGCGCCCCGUCAGCAGGACGUACUCCCGGAAGAAGCUCCUCAGCUAAAGGGGGACCCGGCAGGGCCCCUGACCAGACACUACAGAGCCUGCCAGCCCCGUCUCUACACGCUGCCGGCUGCUCCGGGGGAGCAAGUCCCACAGCAGCCCUCCCAGCCCCUCCCCACCCCGC
Molecule: messenger RNA, 4920 nt
Organism: Pipistrellus kuhlii (Kuhl's pipistrelle)
Lineage: Eukaryota; Metazoa; Chordata; Mammalia; Chiroptera; Vespertilionidae
Gene: TICRR
Product: TOPBP1 interacting checkpoint and replication regulator
Exons: 22
Biological process (GO): regulation of DNA-templated DNA replication initiation; mitotic G2 DNA damage checkpoint signaling; DNA replication
Cellular component (GO): nucleus
Molecular function (GO): chromatin binding
Source: RefSeq, a predicted model, not a curated record